Colletotrichum higginsianum IMI 349063 is the source of this 375-nucleotide messenger RNA. RefSeq lists its product as uncharacterized. The coding region runs from base 1 to 375 and encodes 124 amino acids. The record is from RefSeq and is a predicted model, not a curated record. The transcript has 2 exons. NCBI's taxonomy places the organism in Eukaryota, Fungi, Ascomycota, Sordariomycetes, Glomerellales, Glomerellaceae.
AUGCUGAAAUCCUACGUUACCGCCUUACUUUUUACCCUGAUGACCGCUGCCCCGGCAGCAGCUCAGUGUAAGAAUGCCAAAGUUACUGUCUCAUGCUAUCCCUAUGGGGGCACCACUGGGGGCUAUAUGUGUAACGAAGCGCAAGCGGAGUGCGCUGCAGGGCAACGCACAGAACUCUUUCAAAAGCUCAGGUUUGACUGCCUACGGAAGGAUGAAAAUGGAAAACCUGCACCUACUUGCCUCUAUGAUCUGAUUGGACUGGAGUGCAUUUGGACUGGGACGAAUGUUGUCAUGAAGAGGCUUGUCUACUGCAAGGUCAAGAAUCGGGGUGUUUUGGGGCUAGUUGGCAAGAUGACGACACUAUCUACAAUAUAG